GCAGAUGGGGACGCGCGCGUAAACGGCACCAUGCGCGCUCUGCUGGCUCUCCUCAUGGUCGGCGCUUUGGCCUCCGCGGCCGCCAAACGCGGCACCGGUCUGAAGACGUGGUCGCGCUUCAGUAAGCUGCCGGUCCCCGGAGAUCAAGCCUUCCUGUACGACACCUUCCCCGAAGGCUUCAUGUGGGCGGUGGGUACGGCCGCCUACCAGGUGGAGGGCGCCUUCGGGAAGGACGGGAAGGGGCUCUCCAUCUGGGACACCUUUAAGCGCGGCGGGAACCGCGUGACCACCGGGGACGUGGGCAGCGACAGUUACCACAACAUCCACGCAGACGUCCGGGCCAUCAGGCAGCUCGGGGUCAGCCACUACCGCUUCUCGCUGUCCUGGUCCAGGAUCUUCCCCAACGGCACGCGGGGCAGCUACAACGAGCUGGGCACCAACUACUACCGCGCGCUCAUCCGCGCGCUGAAGAGGAUCCGCGUGCAGCCCGUGGUCACCCUGUACCACUGGGACCUUCCGGAUCAGCUGCAGCAGACGCUGGGCGGCUGGAGCAACCCGGAGCUGGUGGACAUCUUCAGAGAUUACGCGGACUUCUGUUUCCACGCGUUCGGGCACGACGUCAGGUUCUGGAUCACCAUCGAUAACCCGUUCGUGGUCGCGCGCCACGGCUACGGGACCGGAGUGGUCGCACCGGGGAUCAAGAACGACCCCGAUCUGCCGCUCCGGGUUGGACACAAUCUCCUGAAGGCUCACGCAGCUGUGUGGCAUCUCUACCACCAGCACUUUCGACCUCGGCAGCAGGGGAAACUGUCCAUGGCCCUGGCCUCUCACUGGAUCAAGCCCAGUCUUACCCGCCGUGAAAGCCUGCUGAAGUGCCAGUGCUCCCUGGACCACGUCCUGGGCUGGUUUGCGAGGCCGCUGUUUGUAGAUGGUGACUACCCUCCCUGUAUGAAAGAGAGGCUGGGCUGGCGGCUGCCCUCCUUCACCCAGGAGGAGAGGGAGCAGGUAAGAGGAACGGCGGACUUCUUUGCCCUCUCUCACGGAGCAGUUCUGAGCUUCAACCUCAUCAAUGAUAGCCUAAAGUUUGGGCAACAUGAGGAUCUGGAUCUGAGGAUGCUGCUGUACUGGGUGAAUGCUGAGUACAACAAACCGCCGAUCUUUGUGGUGCAAAGUGGUUGGUACGUACUCGGCAACACCAAGACAGAAGAUCCCAAGCACGUGUAUUACCUCAAGAGGUUCAUUUCAGAGGCAUUAAAAUCAAUCGUCAUAGAUGGCGUGAAUGUGAUCGGCUACACCGCCUGGUCCCUCAUAGACGGCUUUGAGUGGCACAGAGAGUACGGAAUACGAGGAGGACUUUACUAUGUUGACUUCAAUACUCAUGACAUGAAGAGGGAGCCAAAGACAUCUGCCAUCUUUUACAGGAAUGUCAUCCAGAAGAAUGGCUUCCCUGAGCUUCCAGAGAAUAGACCGGCCCAAGGGACUUUCCCGUGCGAUUUUGCCUGGGGGGUGUCUGCCAACUCUAUACAGGUGGAGACCACACCCAGCCAGUUUGUGGACCCCAAUGUUUACCUCUGGAACAUCUCCAACAACGGAGAGCUCAUGAAACUCGAGGGCGUCAGUGCACCACCUUUACGUCGGAUCGCACACUGUGCCGAUUACGCCACCAUCCGGCAGCAGGUAGAUGAAAUCCGACAGGUGGGCGUAAACCACUUCCACUUCUCCCUGAACUGGUCGGCGGUGGUACCCACGGGUGAUGUGGCUCAUCCUAACAACACCCUGCUCGGUUACUACAGCUGCUUUGCCCGUCAGCUGCUCCAGGCCAACAUCAUGCCUGUGGUCACCCUCUGGCACCACACGCGGCACCGCAGCAGCCUGCCGGCUCUGCUGGACGCCAGCAACAAGUGGCUGAACAGGGAGACACCGGAAGCCUUUGCAGAUUACGCCCGACUGUGUUUCAGAGAACUCGGUGCCCACGUGAAGAUGUGGAUCACCUUGAAUGAGCCCAACGAUGAGGUGGUGAGCUACCAAGAGGGUCAUCAGAUGCUGCGUGCACACGGUUUGGCCUGGCACACCUACGACCGCGAGUUUCGACACGUGCAGGGAGGACAGGUAUCUCUGGCACUGCACAUGGACUGGGUGGAACCAGCCUUUUCCUUCAGCCGUGAAGACGUGGAACCGGCUAAAAGAGUUUUAGACUUCCGCGUUGGCUGGUUUGCAGAACCGAUCUUUGGCAGUGGAGAUUAUCCUCUGGGCAUGAGGAGCUGGCUGCGGCAGCUCAACUCACUGGACCUGCCGGUGUUCAACGAGGAGGAUAAACAGCUUGUUAAGGGCACAUUUGACUUCUUUGCCAUCAGCCAUUUCAGCACAAAGCUGGUCACACACGCCAAAGAGGACCCAUACAUGUACACAGACAUGCUGGAGGUCCAGUACAUGAUCGAUACUACCUGGAUCAUGUCGCCCAGACCUGUUGUGCCCUGGGGUCUGAGGAAAGCCCUGAAUUGGGUGAGGGAGCACUACUGCGACGUCCCUGUGUAUGUGAUGGCCAAUGGGGUGGAGGAAGAUCCAGCCCACUUCAAAGACAGCCUGAGAGUCUACUACCUUUAUAACUACAUCAAUGAGGCGCUGAAAGCGUACACUCUGGACGGUGUAAACCUGAAGGGCUACUUCGCAUAUGCCCUGACCGACAAGAGGGACCCAGGCUUUGGUUUUUACGGCCACAUCCAUGAUGAGGUCAUCACCAAGGCCUCUGUGUCCAACUACCGCAAUAUCAUCCAGCACAACGGCUUCCCCAUUCAGGGGUCGGCACCGCAGCAGUGUCCCACCCCGCUCCAGCCCUGCCUGGGCUGCCACCUGCUGGUCAGGAGGCCUGUUCUGGGUUUCCUGACUCUAGUUGGAUCAGGAGUGCUGAUCACCUCAGGUCUGAUCAUUUACUACAAAGCCAAGCAACGUAAAGAAUGUUACUGAUGAUUUUGAUUAAUCAGUU
Messenger RNA from Thalassophryne amazonica, 2983 nucleotides. It is a transcript of the gene kl, whose product is annotated as klotho. Gene Ontology annotation, biological process: carbohydrate metabolic process. The transcript has 13 exons. The coding region runs from base 31 to 2964 and encodes 977 amino acids. NCBI's taxonomy places the organism in Eukaryota, Metazoa, Chordata, Actinopteri, Batrachoidiformes, Batrachoididae. The record is from RefSeq and is a predicted model, not a curated record. Gene Ontology annotation, molecular function: hydrolase activity, hydrolyzing O-glycosyl compounds.